AUGCAGCUCAACUCACUGAGCUCGCUUAUAGCUGUGCUUGCUCUUCUUCCGCCAGCACUUGCGACAGGACUCGCCAAGAUCCCAUCUCGUCCCAAUGUCGUACCAGGCCCUUACAACGCCGGCAGAUCCAUGCCACUCUCGCCUCCGCGUGAAGAAGGGCGGUACUGCCAUGUGAAACAAGGAUGUAGCACGAAGCGCGACGAUGCACCGCAUAUACUGCAAGCCCUGCAGGAAUGCAACGACGGUGGCACCGUGGUAUUCGACAAGUCAUACCAGAUUGGCUCACCGCUGGAUCUCAAUUUUCUCAAGCACAUCGACAUCAUCAUCACCGGCUCCAUCGCUUUCGACGACUCUGACGUGUACUAUUGGCAGAACAACAGCUUCAAGUACGAGUUCCAGAAUCAGAGCGUGUUUUGGAAGCUCGGUGGAGAGGAUGUCAAUAUAUAUGGCGAUCUAACUCUGGAGGAGGGUAAGAGUGUUAUUGAUGGGAAGGGUCAGGCAUAUUGGGAAGAGUUGCAGACUAAUAAGGCCUUGUAUCGGCCUAUGCUCUUUGCCUUCGACGGCAUGAAAGGGGCCACCAUGUCGAAUCUACGGAUGCGCAACCCGCCAAACUGGUUUAAUAUUAUUGCGAAUAGUUCCGACAUCAUCGUUAGCAACAUGGAUCUUCGCGCAGAGUCUCUCAACGGUGUGAAGAUUUCCAACUCGGAUGGCUGGGACACCUACCGUUCCGAUCGAGUAGUAAUACAAGAUUCUUUUAUUCGAAACACCGAUGACUGCGUGUCCUUCAAACCAAACAGCACCAACGUUGUCAUCCAAAACUUGGAGUGCAUCGGUUCUCAUGGUAUUAGCAUUGGUUCUAUCGGCCAAUACGUAAACCAAACCGACAUUGUCGAGAACUUGCACAUCUAUAAUAUCUCCAUGACUAACGCUAGUGACUUCGCGAGAAUAAAGGUGUGGCCCGGUACGCAGACUAACUUCCAGACUCAUCUCGUCGGCGGUGGGGGAUCCGGCUACGUUCGAAACGUCACGUAUGAUCUUCUUCACAGCAUUAAUAACGAUAGAGCCAUCACUAUCACGCAGUGUUAUGGACAGAGCAACAAGACAUUGUGUAAUGAGUUUCCGGCCAAUUUAACUAUCGAAGACGUGACCAUGAAGAAUAUAUACGGAACGACGUCCGCGAAGUUGGACCCGCAAGCAGGUUCGCUUGUAUGCAGCGCACCAGAUCGAUGUAGCAAUAUCAAAAUCGAAAAUAUCACGGUCACGGUUCCAAGUGGAGAGUCCCCUGUUUACGAAUGUAGGAAUAUGGACGACGGCUUGCUGCAACUGACUUGUGUUGCGGAGUCCGAAGAAGACAGGGAUACCGAGCAAGGUUAG
Molecule: messenger RNA, 1374 nt
Organism: Daldinia childiae
Lineage: Eukaryota; Fungi; Ascomycota; Sordariomycetes; Xylariales; Hypoxylaceae
Product: Exopolygalacturonase X-1
Exons: 7
Coding region: 1-1374 (457 amino acids)
Biological process (GO): carbohydrate metabolic process
Molecular function (GO): polygalacturonase activity
Source: RefSeq, a predicted model, not a curated record